This is a messenger RNA of Periophthalmus magnuspinnatus, 1706 nucleotides long. It is a transcript of the gene idh3g, whose product is annotated as isocitrate dehydrogenase (NAD(+)) 3 non-catalytic subunit gamma. The transcript is spliced from 13 exons. Gene Ontology annotation, cellular component: mitochondrion. NCBI's taxonomy places the organism in Eukaryota, Metazoa, Chordata, Actinopteri, Gobiiformes, Gobiidae. The coding region runs from base 23 to 1216 and encodes 397 amino acids. The record is from RefSeq and is a predicted model, not a curated record. Gene Ontology annotation, molecular function: NAD binding; magnesium ion binding; oxidoreductase activity, acting on the CH-OH group of donors, NAD or NADP as acceptor. Gene Ontology annotation, biological process: tricarboxylic acid cycle; isocitrate metabolic process.
UGUACACUUCACUUGAAGCAACAUGGCGGCCCACAGUGCUGUGCUCUCGAUGUCAAAAAUCAUCAGUCCUCUCUGGGGAGGACGCCUCGGAAGUGCGGCUAAAGUUUUGGGGACAACAUCAGUGACAAGUCAGAGGAACAAGUCUAUCCUCACUGGAGAACAUAUCCCCCCUCCUGCUAAGUAUGGAGGCAGACACACAGUGACUCUUAUUCCUGGAGAUGGGAUUGGACCCGAGCUGUUAAAUCAUGUCAGAGAAUUAUUCAGAUUCAGCUGCGUGCCUGUGGACUUUGAAGUUGUACAUGUGAACUCUGCUUUGGAAAACCAGGAUGACAUGGAUAAUGCCAUUACUGCCAUCCGCCGAAAUGGAGUUGCUCUCAAGGGUAACAUAGAAACCAAACACACAUUACCACCUUCCGUGAAAUCCAGGAAUAAUCUGCUCCGCACAAGCUUGGACCUGUUUGCCAACGUGAUGCACUGCCAGUCUCUUCCUGGAGUUCAGACUCGACACAAGAAUAUUGACAUUAUGAUCAUCAGGGAGAACACAGAGGGAGAGUACAGCAGUCUGGAGCACGAGAGUGUUUCAGGCGUAGUGGAGUGCCUUAAGAUCAUCACCCGGAACAAUUCCCUCAGGAUUGCAGAGUAUGCCUUCAAACUGGCUCGUGAGAAAGGGCGUCGUAGGGUCACUGCAGUGCAUAAAGCCAAUAUAAUGAAGCUUGGCGAUGGUCUGUUCCUACAGUGCUGCAAAGAAGUGGCCUCGGGCUAUCCAGACAUCACAUUUGACAGCAUGAUUGUAGACAACACUACUAUGCAGCUGGUGUCCAAGCCACAGCAGUUUGAUGUGAUGGUGAUGCCCAAUCUGUACGGGAAUGUGGUCAGCAAUGUUUGUGCUGGCCUAGUGGGAGGGCCUGGCCUUGUGCCUGGGGCCAAUUAUGGCCGUGACUAUGCUGUUUUUGAAACCGCCACAAGAAACACAGGUAAAAGUAUUGCAGGGAGGAACAUUGCUAACCCUACGGCUAUGCUGCUGGCCAGCUGUAUGAUGCUGGACCAUCUAAAGCUGAAUGAUUAUGCAAGUCUAAUGCGAAAUGCAGUCCUCACCACCAUGAAUGAGACCAGGUUGCAUACUCCGGAUAUCGGGGGUCAGGGCACAACGUUGGAUGUGGUCCAGUCCAUUAUGAAGAAUAUACAGAGUAAGGGACAGCUCACAACAGAGCUCUAGAUGAUCAACGAGAAAAGGACACACGCAUUUAAACUCACAUGAGCCACAGAGGCAGAUAUCUAUACUACAGGGGCACAAUUUGACAGGAUAUUCUUCUAGUCUUUAUGUCUCAUAAAUUAUCAACCUUUUAUUAUUCAUAUCGAUCACCAUCAUAGAAAUGCCUGUUACAUGCAUAAAAAGGUUUACUGUUCACUGACAUUAUCAUUCCACAAAGCCACUAGGCUCACUUCCUGUACUCUAUACAUCUGUUAUAAAUGACAGUUUUUUUAAGUGGUUGUAAUGAAAAAAAAUGUGUAAUUUUCUCUUUUGAUGAACUCUCUUGUCUUGAGUGCAUUUAGAGGGGUGGGUUAUGAACACAAAGCUGCUAAAACCAAACAUCACUCUCCAUCUCAAAAUACCUUUUCAUCCGAAAGUGAAAUGUACCUCCUUCCAUAACUCAAUGUCUAAGCAAAUGUGGAAAUGUGUGGUUUGUCAGCAUUUACUUGUAUAA